GCUUUUGUGCUCGAAGUUGGUUACCAUGCUUGGAUUUAAUAAAUUGUUUGAUAAGUUGCAUUUGUAGCAACCAAGUGGGGAAUUUGACUCAUGUAGUAUUUGGGGCACUUGGUUAAAUUCACUUUUGUACCCUUGCUUAAAACAUCCCUUAAAGUUCUAUUACCUUCAUCCCAAAAUACAACCACAAAACUCCUUUUUUAUUUGUUGCUGCCUGCCAUUAUGAUUGUACUGAAAAUUAUGCAUCUUAUGGGAGCAUUGUAUUUUUCGUGAAUACCAUGAGCGCCUUCAGGAAAUUGGUGCUGAUUAGUGAUUGGAGGCCAAAGUUUAGGUUUUGAAGUAGUUAUGGCAGAAGGUACGGAAGUUGAAGAGCGGGUGGAUCUUGAUGAGGACAAUUACAUGGAAGACGAUGAUGUUGAAGAACAGAUAGAUGAUGAUGAGGAUGGUGCAGAUGGAGCUGGGUAUGAUAAUGAUGAAGAGAAUGUGGAAGAAGUACAUGAGGACUCUAUAGCUGAGGCUAGUGGUAAAGACCAGUCACCAGAUACAGAUAGAGGACACGUUGCCUCUGAAUCCAUUGAAGAUGAAGAAAGGCCUACUGCUCCUAUUGAUGAGGAGAAAAAGGAGAAGUGGGCUGAACUUCUUGCCCUUCCUCCGCAUGGGUCUGAAGUUUUCAUUGGUGGACUUCCUCGAGAUGCCCGGGAAGAAGACUUGAGGGAUCUCUGUGAGCCAAUAGGCGAAGUUCUCGAGGUAAGAUUGAUGAAAGAUAAGGAUACUGGUGAUGCCAAGGGUUAUGCUUUCAUAGCAUUUAAAACAAAAGAGGUUGCACAAAAGGCCAUUGAAGAGAUACAUAGCAAAGAAUUCAAGGGUAAAACCUUAAGGUGUUCACUGUCCGAAACUAAGCACAGAUUAUUUGUCGGUAAUGUUCCAAAGAGCUGGACAGAGGAUGAGUUUAGAAAAGUCAUUGAGGAGGUUGGUCCAGGACUUGACAGCAUUGAGCUUAUAAAGGAUCCUCAAAAUCCAAGCAGAAAUCGUGGCUUUGCUUUUGUUUUGUAUUACAAUAAUGCUUGUGCCGAUUAUUCAAGGCAGAAAAUGUCAAGUGUGAAUUUCAAGUUGGAUGGCAAUACCCCGACUGUCACCUGGGCUGAUCCAAAGAGUACGCCUGAUCAUGCUGCUGCUUCUCAGGUUAAGGCUCUUUAUGUGAAAAACAUUCCGGAGAACACUAGUACUGAAAAACUGAAGGAACUAUUUCAGCGCCAUGGAGAAGUAACGAAAGUGGUUAUGCCACCUGGCAAAGCUAGUGGCAAACGAGAUUUUGGAUUUAUCCAUUAUGCUGAAAGAUCAAGUGCAUUGAAGGCUGUUAAAGAUACAGAGAAAUAUGAAAUUGAUGGCCAAGUGUUGGAGGUUGUACUUGCUAAACCUCAGACUGAUAAAAAGUUUGAAGGUUCUUAUCCCCAUAAUGCUGGGCCUCAUCCAAACCAUCUUCCACAUCCUGGAUAUGGCGGUUUUGCUGGUAAUCCAUAUGGUUCUCUAGGGGCUGGAUAUGGCGUUGCCACUAGUUUUCAGCAGCCAGUGAUAUACGGUAGGGGUCCAAUGCCAGCAGGAAUGCAUAUGGUCCCAAUGGUUCUACCAGAUGGUCGAAUUGGUUAUGUUCUCCAGCAGCCAGGCAUGCAGGUACCAUCUCCAUCCCCAUCUCCAUCCCCUCGGCCUCGCAGAAUAGAUCGGAGCAAUGGUCCAAGUGGACAACCAGGUCGAGGAGGAGGUGGUGAUGAAGGCAAUCGUGGCAGGAGGUACCGACCCUAUUAGUGGUAGAGGACUGGGAAGACAUCUAGUUUUUCUGUUUUUCUUUUUUCUUUUUGGGAAAGCAACAUAUUGUAGUUGAAUGACUAGUUACAUCAAUUGAAAUAACCCCUUCCUCCCCCCCCCCCCCCCCCCCACCCCCCCCCCCCCCCCCCCCACUUUCUCUGGACUUAAAAAGAGGGAAAGAAAAAAAAAAAAAAAAUUAGAAUUAGGAAGUGAGGUAUCCCUUUAACUUAAAUGUUGGUGCCCCAGUGCUGUUAGGUUUUGAUUAACAGUAUUUGUUUCUUAUAUAUUAACUUUCAUGUGUGAAAUGCAUUCUCUUGGCAUUUUUUUGACACAUUGCUGAAAAAUGUUGCUGUUGCUAGAUCAAUAGAAUUUACGCUUCUGAUCA
This is a messenger RNA of Quercus robur (English oak), 2185 nucleotides long. Its product is annotated as heterogeneous nuclear ribonucleoprotein Q. Lineage: Eukaryota; Viridiplantae; Streptophyta; Magnoliopsida; Fagales; Fagaceae. The coding region runs from base 343 to 1800 and encodes 485 amino acids. The transcript has 8 exons. The record is from RefSeq and is a predicted model, not a curated record. Gene Ontology annotation, cellular component: nucleus. Gene Ontology annotation, molecular function: mRNA binding.